AGGCAGAAAGUCAAGACAGAUAGAGACAUAGGGAGAGAGAGAGAGGAAGUGAGAUCACGUAAAAAGUGUAAUAAGUUUUCAAACAGAGCAUCGACCCUGCGUGGAAAUGACUCUACCGUUUGGCCCGUUGGGCUUACGAUGUCUGUCUCGCUCUGUUCUGUGUGGACGGAAUGUUAAAACUGUUUUCUUACAACAAACCACAUCUGCUGGACGAUAUGUGCACAACAUUGCUAAGAAAGAUUCUGUUACUGUUGAACUGAUAGGCAAAAUAUGUUUGAUCGGGUUAAACUGUCCUGAAAAGAAGAAUGCUGUUAAUUCUCAAACUGCUCACAGUCUGUAUCGGGCUUUUCAGGACUUUGAACACAAUGACCAGACACAUGUUGCGGUAUUAUUUGGUAAAGGUGGCAAUUUCUGUGCAGGGUUUGAUCUCAAAGAACUUGCAGAUGAAUUUCGAAGUGCUGAAGUUGCCUUGCCUGAUUCCCCAAGUCGAACAGAACGUGCUCCAAUGGGUCCAACACGAAUGUCAUUUUCUAAGCCUGUCAUAGCAGCUGUUUCUGGUUAUGCUGUAGCUGGUGGUUUGGAGCUAGCACUUAUGUGCGAUUUGAGAGUUGUUGAAGAAUCAGCUAUCAUGGGUGUCUACAACCGGAGAUUAGGAGUCCCCCUUGUUGAUGGUUGCACAGUAAGAUUACCAAAACUCAUUGGUUUAUCUCGUGCCAUGGAUUUAAUUCUGACCGGUCGGCCAGUCGACAGUAAAGAAGCUCUCCAAAUUGGUCUUGCUAACAGAGUAGUUCCUAACGGGACAGCUAUUGGCCAAGCAACACAGUUAGCUCUAUCUAUUUCAAGAUAUCCACAAGUGUGUCUUCAAGCUGAUCGCAGAUCUGCAUAUUAUUCUUGCUAUGAUGCCACAUCCCGACAAGAAGCUUUACAGUAUGAAUUCCUCAAUGGAAGAGAUGUCUUAACGGUGGAAUCUAUAAAAGGUGCCCAGAAAUUUGUUGAAGGUUAUGGAAAACACGGUGCUUUUGAUACGGAAAACAAAGAGAAAUGAAAACCUGAUUUUGUAUAUAAGUGGUUUUGGAGAAUUUUUUUUUUUUGCUGAAGUGAUUUGCCUGACAUCAAAACCAACAACUGUUAUAUCUAACCAAAGGAUAUCGUUCUUCCUCCACACUGCCAGUCCAAGAGAGUUCUCCAGGAGAAUCAUCAUUGAUUCAGCAAUUCAUACUGUAUUGAUAUUUGAUGCAGUGUGUGUGUGUGUGUGUAUAAACAACGCAUUAUAAUGUGCAGGCUCCCGAUUCUGGGCUACGGUUCAUUGUUUUAGAUUCCUCCAAUUCAUACUGUAUUUGAUGCAGUGUGUGUGUGUGUGUGUGUGUGUAUGUGUGUGCAUAAACUAUGCAUUAUAAUGUGUAAGCUCCAGAUCCCGGGCCACAGUUCAUCCUUUUAGAUUCCUCCAACAGUCU
Octopus sinensis (East Asian common octopus) is the source of this 1454-nucleotide messenger RNA. RefSeq names its product putative enoyl-CoA hydratase/isomerase YngF. The record is from RefSeq and is a predicted model, not a curated record. Lineage: Eukaryota; Metazoa; Mollusca; Cephalopoda; Octopoda; Octopodidae. The coding region runs from base 107 to 1045 and encodes 312 amino acids. Gene Ontology annotation, molecular function: catalytic activity. The transcript is spliced from 7 exons.